CAUUUCGCUACGGAACCCUAAAAAUUACCGAGAUGACAGAUGUAACGAAAAGUCACGUAACUAUUUCAAUACAUUACUUAAGUAAGUUUCGAUUGGUGUUUCUUCCUAUCAACGAUUGUCAUCAUGGCUAGGCCCCCAGGUGUAUAAAUUUGCCAGCCAAAAAACGAACUUGGGGCUAAGUAAUAGAAUUGAAUUUUGAUUGUUAUUGCUGCUCCGACAUUAUUCAUGAUAUGUUACGUGGCUACGUGGAGUAUUCGUUGUGGUAUGUAGGUUUUCAUUAAAAAAGUACUUACGGUUUAUAAAUGAAAUUCAGAUUUUGAUUUGCCUCAGAUCCCAUGGUUUAAGUUAUUUUCAAAGAACAUAAAACAAUAUUGAGUAUACGGUUUUAUAUUAAUGAUCAUUUCCAAUACUUUACUAUAAUUAUGCUGUCUUAAAAAUAAACAUCAGACUUCCAUUUCAUUGACCACUGAAAUGUCUUCACGUUGAAUCUCAACUUGUAUUCAUUCAUUGUCUUGACAUCUCAAUUUCAAAUGUAAAGGAAUUUGUUAUGAAUGCCAUUUAUUGGCGAGUAGCAAAUCAAAAAAAAGGUCAAGUUGUUUGAGGUAUAUUUAUAACCGCUGAUAAAGUUCACUUACAACGUGGUCACACUGGCAUUUUUUUUAUUAGCUAGCAAUCCCAACGGUCAAAUGACAUUUCGGUUCGGACCAUUCGAUAUUCAAAAAGUUAACGGCAAUUUUACCGGGCUGUCUCGAUUGCCUACAAUGGCAUUUCAAACUCCCAAAAACAAACAUUGAAAUAUUCAAAACAAUGAUUUGAAGACAUCGUUACCAGUUUUCAGUUAGAAAAACAACAUGGAGCCAUCGAAAGAGGCUAUCGCUGUACGGAUUUCACGGUUGAACAGACAGAUUUUAGGCAAAGUGUCUGCGGGAUCAAGUAAAUUUAGUAAAAAGACAAUAGACCGAGAAGCAUUGCUUGAUGCUCUUACAGUGCUUUACGACGAGUGUAACGAUGAUCCCGUCAAGAAAUGUGAUGAUUUGGUUCGCGCCUUCGUGGAUAAAUACCGCAGCACAUUGGCUGAGCUGCGCAGGAUCCGUGUCUGCAUAUCAGACUUUGAAAUACUUCAUACCAUUGGCAGGGGCCAAUUUGGAGAUGUGCACAUGGUUAGAGAGAAGGAGACCCAUGACGUGUAUGCGCUGAAAUGCGUACGCAAAGAAGAAGCGCGAAAGCGUGUCGCCGGCGCCGCGGACGAGCGCGACGUGCUGGCCGGCGCCGCGGGACCGUGGGCGCCCAAGUUACAAUACGCCUUCCAGGAUAACACGACUCUGUACCUAGUAAUGGAGCUAUGCUCGGGCGGCGACCUAGCGGGGAUCCUCUCCCGCCGCCACAACCCGCUAUCGGAGCGCGACGCCGCCUUCUACGUGGCCGAGGUUGCGCACGCGCUGAAGGCACUCCAUCAGCUCGGCUUCGUUCAUAGAGACGUGAAGCCACACAACAUCUUGAUAGACCGAUGCGGGCACGUGAAGCUGGGCGACUUCGGGUCGUGCACGCGGCUGGCGGCGGGCUCGGCGGUGGGGGCGGUGGGCACGCCGGACUACGUGGCGCCCGAGCUGCUGGCCGCCGCCGACUGCGCGCGCCGCCACGCCGUGUGUGCCGAGUGCUGCCGCGGCAUUGAGCAUACUGCGCUUUCUGCAUGCGACUACUGGUCGCUGGGCGUCGUGGCCUUCGAGCUGGUGACUCUCCGGAGGCCCUUCUCCACCGGGGAUGACGACACCAUUGCGACCAUAUUGAGCAAUAUACAAAAGUACGAGCGGUCCCCGGAGCCCGAGCCCCCAUUCGAAGCGCCCCCCGCCGGGCCGUCGGCGGCGUGGCGCGCGCUGGCGGCGGGCCUGCUGCGGGUCGCGCCCUCGCGCCGCUUCAACUACCUCGACACGCUGCAGCACCCCUCGCUGGCGCAUCUCUCCGUGCAUUCCAUACGAGAUCAGGCGCCGCCGUGGGUGCCGCGGGUGCGCGGGCCGGAGGACGCCGCGUACUUCAGCCCGCCGCCGCGCGAGGCGCCGCCGGUGUCCGCUGCGCCCUUCCGCGCGCGCCCGCCCUUCGCGGGACAGCUGCCUUUCGUCGGGUACUCCUACGUAGCGCACGAUGAAAACGAAGAUAACUCUACGUCUUCGGGCUUCAGUGCGUCCCAUGAUUGCACUGCUAUAGAUCUAGCUACUUUUAAGUCAUCGGAGAAGCUACUAGCGUCGCGUGGUCGUGAAAUCGCGUCGCUACAAAGCAAACUAGCGGCGGCCGAGGCCGCAGCCGGCGCCGCCGCCGAGAAGGUCCGGCGCGCCGCCGACGCCGAGCACGAGCGCACGCGGGCGCGCCUGCAGGCCGAGAUCACCGCGCUCAGCCUGCAGAACAAACGUUUAGAACGCCAAAUCGAAAUCGAGAAAGAAGAACGCAUGGCCCUAGAGCGCACCAACCAAGAGCUCUCCUCCGCCGCCUCCGACAGAAACAGCGCCGAGCUGCGCGUGGCCCAGGCGCAGAAUGAAGAUCUGGCGAGCGAGCGGGACGGACUGAGGGAGGACAUGGCGCGGCUGGAGGCGAGAGUGACCGAGAUGCAGACAGAAUGCGCUAGGGCGGUGGCUGCUGCGGACGCCGCGAGAGCGCAGCAUAAGCAUUAUAAGGAUAUACUAGAACAAGCUCAAGAUUUAAGGCACAGAACGCUGACAGAGCUCAACGUGCGGGCGAUCGACACAAUAGCAAAAGAGCGUGCGCUCCGCCGCCAGACCCUCAGCGGUGGCGAGGCCGAAACCCGCGAGGCGGGUGCGCGCGCCGCCGCCGCAGAGGCCUCUGCCGCACGCGAGGCCCGCGCCCGGGAGCAGGCCGAGAAGCGCCUCGCCGAGGCUGAAGCCGACGCGAGAGAGUUAAGAAAAGAGCUUGAGGAUGUUCGACGAGAAUUUACUUCAGUACAGGAAUCCCUGGGAGAGAAGCAACGGGUAGCGACGGCGUCCACAGAGCAGCUAAAGGAAGCUCAGCUGCAGCUCACGCAGGAGCGCGUUCGAGCUUCCACGCUGGCCGCUCAAGUGCAGGAGCUGCAACGCAGCAUACAGGAAGCAGCCAGUCGCGAGGCAGCAUUGGAAGAGCAGUGCUCGCGCACGGAAGCGCGCUUCAACGAGCGACUCGACGCCGCCGAGGCGCGCGCCGCUGUCGCCUUGCAGGACGACGCGAGGCACCGCGAGAAGGUGAACACCCUCGAGCAACUCGUCCGGCAGCUAGAGCGCGAGGUGACAGCCCUGGAAAGCCGCGCGUGCGUCCACUGCGAGGCGCGCACCUCGCCGCACGGCUCGCCGCACGGCUCGCCGCACAAGGCGCACAGCGACACGGAGAGCCUGGCCGACGCGCAGCACACGGCGCAGGUGCACGUGCUCAAGGAACAGUUGGAACGCGCCGAGGGGCAACUGCAGACGCGUGCGGAAGAAAUAGCCGCUCUACGCCAAGAAGCCAGAUCUGCUAAUUUAGCCAGAUGGCGCAAGGAGCGCGAGUUCAACGAGCUGUCAUUAGAAGCCAAAUCAACCGCUCGCGACCUGAAACGCGCGGAAGAGCGGUUGACCGCCGUGCUGGAGGCCAAACGGACCGCCGAGAGAAAAGCCACUGAAGUCCAGGCUGAACUGGAUGCUCUCAAACCUCAGUACGAGCAGGCGACCAAGGAGGCUGAGAGGGCUAAGCAGCAGUUAGCUGCGUUGCAGAAACGGCAUGAGACGGCUCAAGCUGAAGUUGAUCGAUCUCGCAACGACAUCCGUAAGCUGAAGAGCGAGCUUCAAUACAGCGAGAAGCGCCGCCUCCACGCCGAAGAACAAGAGGAGAUGAGCAGCCGCGAGCGCGCGCAGCUGCGGGACGAGAACGUCGAACUACGCGCGCACAACACCGAGUUAGCGCAGAAUAAUAAAGCGUUACAGGAAGCGUGUAGCCUGUUGGAAGAACAACUAAUAGAUUUGGAAAAGUUAUCAGAUUUGAACGAAGGGAAGAGCAAAGAUCACGAGUCGGAAGUGCAGCGUGUGCGCGCGGAGCUGUCGGCGGCGCAGGAGAAGCUGGGCGGCGCGCUGAGCGCGUGCGCGGCGCGCGCGGCCGAGGCGGCGGCCGCCGCGCACGAGCUCGAGCGCACGCGCGACCUGCACAAGCAAGCCGCCGCGCAGGUGCAGCUGCUGCAGGAGCGAAUAGAGCGCGCCGACUCCCUUGUGGCCUCGCUGGAGGCGCGCUGCGCCGCGCUGGAGGGCGAGCGGGCAGGCGCGCAGGCCGCGCUGGGCAGCGCCGCGCGCCGCCUGCGCGACCUGCAGGAGGAGUGCGCGGCGCUGCGCACCCGCGCGCACGACCACCACGAGCUGGCGCUGCAGCUGCGCGCGCAGCUCGACGAGGCGCAGGAGCAGUUAGAGAGCGCACGCGAGGCGGCGGAGGCGGCGACGGCGUGGUGGCGCACGCGCGAGACCAAGGCCGACGCCACGCUGCGCCAGCAGGCCAAGCUCAUCGACUUCCUGCAGGCCAAGGUGGAAGAGGUCGGGCGGAAGAAGUGUUCCCUGAGCAACAAACUGUUCGGGCGCUCGGGCCGCCGCACCAACGCCUCGCCGCCGCUGCGCCGCGCCAACAGAGAGUUACGAGAGGAAGUGGACCGAUUGCGCGCUAAACUUGCCGCUUCUAAAUCUCUCGACGAAAGCAAUUGUCCUCCGACGCCGAGACGUGAGAAGAAAACUCCGAACGGGACCGUAAAAAGUAUCGAUACGCCUGAUGCACGGAUGAAUUCUUCGCAAGAGUCAUUCUUACAAAUAGUAUGGCGAGACGGCAGCCGCGAGCGCAUGGCGGCGCGCCUGUGCGACGGCGCGCUCGUGCUGCGCAGCGGCGACAAGGAGCUGCACGCGCGCCUGGCCGGAGACGACGCGGCUGGCUUGCCUUUCAACGAGGCCGGCAGGGCAUUCACGAUCACGAUCUCGAACCCGGACGCUCGCGGCGGCGCGGCGGCGGCGGUGUGCGGCGACCGCGCGGCGCGCGCGCAGUGGCUGGGCGCGCUGCGGGCGGCCGGCCCGGCCCCGCCCGGCCCGGCCCCGCCCGCCGCCGGCUACUUGUACAGGUCAAAUACGGACAUUUUCAUACAAGUGCGAGUCGCGCACGUACAUUUUACAGGAAAUAAAUGUAAUCGAUGGCAAUUUUCGUUAGGUUGCGACGACGGUUUACACUCCCUGCGCAGUCCCGUGCGCCUGACGCUCCCGGAGGCGUCGCCCCGGCGCGCGGCCGUGACGAGCGUGUGCGUGAGCGGCGCGCGCACGCUGCUGGCGCACGGCGGCACGCUGCUGCACGCCGCCACGGCCGCGCUGGCCUCCGCGCUGCGCCGCGCCGAGCAGCUGCAGCCCGCCGUGGCCGCGGAGCGCGUGCCGCUGCCCGACGCGGCGCACCCGCACCUCAUUGCCGCGAUGACGGGGCCGGGCGCGGACGGGUCGUGCGCGGUGGCGCUGGGCCGGCGCGUGGUGCUGCUGCGCUACGACGCGGCCGCCGCCGCCUACAGCGUGUCGCGCGCCUUCGGGCUGGAGCGCGCGCCCGCCGCGCUGCUGCUGACGCCGGCCGCGCUGUACGUGGCCGCCGAGCGCCCGCUGCGCGCCGCGCUGCCGGCCGGCGCGCUGGAGCCGCUGGCCGCCGCCCACGCCACCGUCGCCGCCGCCGCGCGCGCCCGCUCCGCCGUCCGCGCCGUGCUGCUCGUCGCCGCCGACCCCGUCGAGCUGCUGCUGUGCUACGCCGAGUGCGGCGUCUUCGUCGACGACGCCGGCCGCCGCACGCGCCCCGAAGACCCCAAGUGGAGCGCGGCCGUCCACGAGUUCGCCUUCGUCAAGCCCUUCCUCUACGCGAUCGGCGAGGAUAAAGUCACAAUCGUCCACAUCAGCGACGAGGCGUACCGCGCGCCCGCCUGCACCUGCGACGCCACGUCGGUGGCCUCGAGCGGCUCCGAAUUCUGCGCGCCGGAGACGUUCAACUUGAAGCUGCCGCAGCCGGCGCUCCUCGGCACGACGCCCGACGGCAUCGUCGUCCGCACGACCCGCGACGACGGCUACCAGGUGUCGGUCGUCAACGGACUCGCCGCUUUCCGAAGCGUCGGCGCCUCGCUGGAGUCUCUCGACACCGUCUCCGAAUCCGAAAAGGGCUCCACCCCGGACUUGGCGCGGUCGCUCUCCGACCUGGCCCGGUCGUCGCCGCAGGACACGUCGCUGGAGACCCUGAACGGGGCCACCGGCUUCCUUGCCGACAUCAAGAAACGGGCGCGGCAGUUGCGAGAAAAAAAUCGUAGACAAAACCAAAUGGACGCCGAUGAAGUCAUCAAGGAGAUCCUGACGACCGAGAUAGGAUUGAAACGAGGGUUAAGUGGUAGAAAGUCGCCGGCGCUCACCUCCGAAUUUGAUUCCGAUUCUGACUCGCGCAGCGAACCGGAGCCGGAGUCGGAGGGCUCGCAGCGGGCGGAGGACAUGUGCGCGGAGAUGUUCACGAGGCAAGUUCGGUUCCAGUAGGUUAGUGAGUAACUCGAGUUGACAAUUUUAGGAUGGAGACAGUGCUGCGAUCCGUUUUACUUACCCCCACCAUGCUCUUAACACGUAGCCAUACGACGCGUAGCGUAUUGACGCGCGUGGCAGUCUUACGUUUAACCUAUGUCAGCGCUGGGCGUCGAUCGAGCAGCCGCCAGCCUUACUGUUCCGUAUGGUAUGAAGCAAGAUUUAUGGAUGCUUAUAUUUAGUAAUUAUUUAAGAUGAACAGUUUCUUAAAACAACCCGCUCUAAAUACAAAAAUAUUCCAACUGUAAUAAACAGAGCUGCGACAGGUUAUCGCAAAUACAGAUACGGUCAUAGAAAAAGUCACAAACUUUUGUACAUUGGUGGAUUGCGACACUUGCGAUAAUGAAUAUAAUUUAGAAAUUUAUUAAAAAAACACUACCUUUUCUACAUCUUUAUACACAUCUUUUUCUACUUUCGAGGUACAAUUGGUUUGCGAUGAUCUGUCCGAGCUAUGGUAAUAAACCUUUGUACGUUUGCUUUGAUUUCAAUUAUUCUUAUAAAUUAUAAGACAUAAAAUCCAUCUUCUGCUUCAUCCUUUAAAAAGACAAAACAUACUGGUAAGAUAAUGUACUUAUCCUCUAGUAUUCCUAUGAAAAUAGACUAUUUUAUAUGUAUAUUAAGCAAGCAAUGUAUACUGUAAUUUAUAAUAAAUACUUUUAAGUAUUGUAUGUUAUAUAGGUAGAUUAAUUGAAGUUUUCAAACUUAGCAGUGUUUUUUGUUUGUAUUUAUUUUUUAUGGAAAAGUUUGUUCAGUGUGUUGUAAAAAUUAAGUACUUAUAUAUUAAUCGUUUCGAAGAUUUUUUUAUUUUGAUGUCAUUAUCAUUACGCAAACGUAAUGUCAUUCUUCAAAAAAUAUUGGGAAUAUUUAAACGAAAUUUUCAAAAAAAACUUUUUUCAUGUCAUUUACACAUAAAUAAUAUUUUUAAGUUAUUUUCGUUACAUUUUAUUUCAUGACUUAAUUUUUCAGUAAGAAGAAUGGUGCAAGUGUACUUAAAUUACAGUAAUAAUGAAUGAGAAAAAGAGGUAUUCUAUAAAGGAUUUCAACAGGAGAAGAGCUUGCAUGUAACGAUUUUUAAGAGUCCGGUUGGAAUUUAACAUUUUAGAAAAUUCAGGGGGCCUACCGCGAAAAUCGAAACUCGCAAAUAGCUGGGAUCUUUCUCUAAGACGUAACUAGAGUGACAGAGAAAAAUACUCGCAAUUGACGAACUUCGAUUUUCGCGGUUAUAGCUCCGAGGGUUAAAUAAAAGGCGCAGUUCGUACCGCUAUUAUGGUUCCUGAUAAUUACAUUAUCAAUUGAAAAUCUUAUCGCAUAGGUGUGUAUGAAGAUAUCUACAAGUCUUCUAAAUAACAGCACUAUGUAGGAGACUUGUAGUCAGUAUUUAGUCAGGUGACAAUCAAAACUCACUGGUUACUACCACAAAUUAAUUGCCAGUGAACCAUAUUAAUACCUAAAUAAGGUUGAUUUUUGUUUAAUUAUUUAUUAGUAAUUAGAGUCUGUGCGGAAAGAGAAAACAUGAAAUGUAUAGGUCCCAAUACAUUCCACGACUUUUCUCUUUCCGAACAGACUCUAGUGAGUUUUGGUUGUCACCUGACGAUUUGAGCUAUAAAGUUACUAUCGUAACAAAGUUUGCCGCUAAGUCUAGGUCAGUGCUUGCCGCGAUAAUAAUAAAUGUUAAUAAUUAUUUUACUGUGAUUUUAUAAUUGACUUUUAAUUCUGCUAGAUUUAGUUUUAAGCAACAUUUGUUACUUACCGUCUACGAUGACCUGUUAAAAAUAAUAUAUAAUUUUCAUAAGCAA
Molecule: messenger RNA, 8362 nt
Organism: Cydia pomonella (codling moth)
Lineage: Eukaryota; Metazoa; Arthropoda; Insecta; Lepidoptera; Tortricidae
Product: citron rho-interacting kinase-like
Exons: 31
Coding region: 852-6524 (1890 amino acids)
Biological process (GO): actomyosin structure organization; peptidyl-threonine phosphorylation
Cellular component (GO): cytoplasm; cytoskeleton
Molecular function (GO): ATP binding; protein serine/threonine kinase activity
Source: RefSeq, a predicted model, not a curated record